GCAAACUCAAGGAAAAGAUGUUUAACGAAUAAUUAAAUCGGAAAAGGGAAAAAUUAGGAGGAAAGAAAAAAGGAAAAAAAUUGAGCUCGGAACCCUAGCAAUCGAAGCGAGAGGUUGAAGACAAUCUCAAUCGCUCAAAUUCAAAUUCAUCUAAAAUAAUUGCAGUAAUUUUGUUCUGAAUUCGUUCACAAUCGCUACAGAGAAAAAAAUGGUGAAGAAACGUGUGCCGGAUUGGCUCAAUAGCUCUCUUUGGUCCUCUACUCCUUCUGUCGACGACGAUCGCCUCCACCGCUACACUUCCGAGCCGGCAGCCACCACUUCUUCGCCGGAACCCGUCGUUGAACCCCCUGUCCCGGUUCCUCCUCCGUCUGCGAGCACCGCCAUUAGAACCGAGUCUCCUAAGUCUGAUAGAGACUCCAGGGCUAAUAACAAUGUCACCAACGACGAUAAUGGCACUUCCUCAGGCCCUUCUGCUGAGGAUGUAUCUCGCCAGGCACAGCUUAUUGUAGAGUUGUCGAAGAAGAUCAUAAAUCUGCGUGAAUUGCGUAAAAUUGCAUCUCAGGGCAUACCGGAUGGUCCAGGAAUUCGUUCAACCGUCUGGAAACUCCUGUUGGGUUAUCUGCCACCAGAUCGUGGGCUCUGGACAUCUGAGUUAGCUAAAAAGAGGUCUCAAUACAAGCAUUUUAAAGAAGAGCUUUUGAUGAAUCCUGUAACAAAAAACGAUAUGCUGCAAUCAGUUUGUAUGUACAAACAUGGUUUUCUUAAUGUUUUUGUGGCUAGUCAGUCCGAAAUUUCAAGGAGGUUGGAGAAGGCCAAAAGUUACGAGCAUGAUGAAACGAACAAGGGUCCACUCUCAAGGUCAGAAAUAAGUCAAGAGGAACAUCCUUUGAGUCUUGGGAAAACCAGCAUCUGGAAUCAGUACUUCCAGGACUCUGAGAUUAUAGAACAGAUUGACCGAGAUGUAAAGCGUACUCAUCCAGAUAUGCACUUCUUCUCUGGGGACUCAUCACUUGCAAAAUCUAACCAGGAGGCUCUGAGAAAUAUCUUAAUUGUAUUUGCAAAGUUGAAUCCAGGAAUUAGAUAUGUUCAAGGGAUGAAUGAAAUUUUAGCUCCUCUAUACUAUGUAUUUAGAAGCGAUCCUGAUGAGGAUAAUGUGGCAUCUGCUGAAGCAGACACGUUCUUUUGUUUUGUUGAGUUAUUGAGCGGAUUUAGGGAUCAUUUCUGUCAGCAACUGGAUAAUAGCGUUGUGGGAAUUCGUGCCACGAUCACAAAGUUGUCUCAACUUCUGAAGGAGCAUGAUGAAGAGCUCUGGCGUCACCUUGAGAUCACAACCAAAGUAAACCCCCAGUUUUAUGCGUUUAGGUGGAUCACUCUCCUCUUGACCCAAGAGUUCAAUUUUGCAGACAGCCUUCACAUAUGGGAUACAAUUUUGAGUGAUCCUGAGGGUCCUCUGGAAACACUCCUCCGAAUAUGCUGCUCGAUGUUGAUUCUCAUUAGACGACGCUUACUUGCAGGCGAUUUUACGGCUAAUCUCAAACUGCUCCAACACUAUCCCCCAGCAAACAUCAGUCAUUUGCUCUACGUCGCAAACAAGUUGCGCAAACAACCUUCAAUCUGAUCUCUCUUUUCAACGCCAUAGUUCUUCUUGCGCUUCCUUUUCCUGUUUGAUUUUUUUUCUCUCUCUAAAAUAUUCUAGUGUUGGUCAAUUACUGGAUGUAAAUGUUGGUUGAAAGAAUGAAUUAUAGGGGCAGGAUAUAAAAGGAUUGUUCAUUAGUUGUUGACUUGUAGUAGUUCUUCUUCUUGUGUUUACAGGACUUUUGUGUAUCUUUUCUGAGAGAUUAGUAGUGAGUGAUAUUUUUCAAGGUCUGAUCCUUUUGUAGUUUGCACAAUUUUGGCUCAUUGUUUAUUCAAAUUUCCUCGUUUGAGUUUCUCUUCAA
This is a messenger RNA of Benincasa hispida (wax gourd), 1937 nucleotides long. The record is from RefSeq and is a predicted model, not a curated record. Lineage: Eukaryota; Viridiplantae; Streptophyta; Magnoliopsida; Cucurbitales; Cucurbitaceae.